This is a messenger RNA of Drosophila mojavensis, 2637 nucleotides long. RefSeq names its product transmembrane and coiled-coil domains protein 2 (gene Dmtn). Gene Ontology annotation, cellular component: endomembrane system. The transcript has 8 exons. The coding region runs from base 209 to 2098 and encodes 629 amino acids. NCBI's taxonomy places the organism in Eukaryota, Metazoa, Arthropoda, Insecta, Diptera, Drosophilidae. The record is from RefSeq and is a predicted model, not a curated record.
CACAACAACAGCAACAACAACAGCAGCAAAUUGAACAUUUUUUCUUUGUGGUAUUUUGAGACUUGGUUUUUGUUAUUGCUUUAUCACUGUGUUUGAUGUUAUCGUUUGCUGCGACUGCACCUGUGCCUCGCCUUCAUCCAUUCGACAAUUGAAGUUUGAGUCGAGCCAAAGCCAUAAACUACAUAUAUACGUACCAUACUGACUUUCUAUGCGCAACAACUCGACAGUGUCCAGGGAGCGCACCAGCGACUCAGCGACAGCAGCGUCGUCGGGAACAGCAGCCACAACACCAACGGUUGCAAUUGCAACAGCGACGACGACGACGACGCCAUCGGCAGCAGCAGCAGCAGCGGGGGGAGGAGGAGCGGGAGCGUUGGCCACACCGACGGCAGCCAACAGCAAUUCGUCGGCCUCGUCCAGCACAGUGGCAGCUGCACAGGCGGCUGUCUACAGCGGCGGCAACACGGUGACCGGCAGCCUGGGUAGCAGCGGGGGCGUGGCAGUGCGCGGUUUUCGCAGCCACAGCCCCACACACCGGCGACACAGCCGUGAGCGCCAGCGACGCACACAUGGCUCCGAUCAAGGCGGUCUCCUGGCCUACAGCGGCAUGGUAGGCGAUAUGACAGACUUUGGCAUCAGUCUCAGCCACGGCGGCGGCGGUGGCAGCGCCGGCACCGGCAGUGGCCUAGAGGACUCACGACUGUCCGGCAAUGAGGACUACUAUGCGUCUAUGGCAUCGGAUGAAUUCGAUAGCAGCAAGAAGCUGCACCAUCGACGCCAUGAGCGCAGUUCCAGUGUGCAGGCCAUAGAUCGUCUGAAUACGAAAAUACAGUGCACCAAGGAAUCCAUCAGGCAGGAGCAAACAGCCCGGGAUGAUAAUGUGAACGAGUAUCUGAAACUCGCAGCCAGCGCCGAUAAACAGCAAUUGCAACGCAUCAAGGCGGUGUUCGAGAAGAAGAAUCAGAAAAGCGCACACAGCAUAUCGCAGCUGCAAAAAAAACUGGACAAUUAUACCAAGCGAGCCAAGGAUCUGCAGAAUCAUCAAUUUCAAACCAAGAGCCAGCACCGGCAACCACGCGAGGUGCUCCGCGACGUCGGCCAGGGACUACGCAAUGUGGGUGGCAAUAUACGUGACGGAAUUACGGGCUUCUCCGGUUCGGUGAUGUCGAAGCCGCGCGAAUUUGCGCAUCUCAUUAAGAACAAAUUCGGCAGUGCGGACAAUAUAAAUCAGAUUGCUGACGCCGAGCUUCAAGCCAUUCAGGCGGCAAAUGCGGACGCUCUGACAGCGGCCAAUGAGCGAUUGCUGCAUCAACCCGGCCCUGGCACCUCGACGGGCUCCGGCGGCGGCAACAACAUGAACAACAACAACGCAGGCACUGGCAGCGGCACCGGCAAAUUCAACAGCGACAACGGCAGUGAGUGCAGCAGUGUAACCAGCGAAAGCAUACCAGCGGGAUCUGGCAAGAGUCAGUCGGGCGCCAGCCAGUACCACAUUGUGCUCAAGUCCCUGCUCACUGAAUUGUCCGAGCGCAAAGCGGAGAUCGAGAAGCUUAAAGAGCGAGUCGAUCGACUUGAGACUAGCCAAAAGGAGUUCAACAAUUUGACAGCCACUCUCGAAAGUGAACGCUUCCGUGCUGAGGGACUGGAGGAGCAAAUCAAUGACUUGACGGAAUUGCAUCAGAAUGAAAUCGAGAAUCUGAAACAAACAAUUGCUGACAUGGAAGAGAAAGUACAAUACCAAAGCGAUGAAAGACUACGUGACGUCAACGAAGUGCUCGAGAAUUGUCAAACAAGGAUAUCGAAAAUGGAGCAUAUGUCUCAGCAGCAAUAUGUCACCGUCGAGGGCAUUGACAAUUCGAACGCUCGCGCCCUGGUUGUGAAACUCAUCAAUGUGGUCUUAACAAUAUUGCAAGUGGUGCUGCUGUUGGUGGCAACCGCUGCUGGCAUUAUUAUGCCGUUUCUCAAAACGAGGCUUCGCGUGCUGACCACAUUUUUAACGAUUUGCUUUAUAAUCUUUGUGAUACGCCAAUGGCCGGAUGUGCAGGAUAUAGGCUCUGGCCUUGUGCGGUAUCUCAAACAGUCGCUGGUGGUGAAGUGAGACGGCGGUGACUCCAUGUUCGACUAUUAGUUUCUUAAUGUUAAUAGUAUUAAGUUAAAAAGUACAUAUUUUGUAUAUAACUUAUAAAUACACAAAACGUAAUAGUUUAAAAUUUAAUUAGUGUCAAGACAACACACGCAUCACAUUACCGAAUCACAUAUACAUUUUCAUAUAUAUAUAUAUAUAUAUAUAUAUAUAUAUAUAUAUAUAUAUAUAUAUAUAUAUAUAUAUAUAUAUAUAUAAGAAUAUAUGUGUAUACACAUGCAUAAUUGCAUACGAGUUGUACAAACAAGUGAAAAACUAUAUCGCACACAUCUACACAUUCAUACACACAUAAAUAAAACAUAAUGUAUACACUUAGCGAAAUUCGAUUUAAAAACUCUGCUAAUGGCUUAGUCUAAUAACUGCAAUGCUGACAAGAUUAUGUGCAUUACUCAAUACUAUAAAUAAAUAUGUAUAUCUAAAUACUAUAUAUAUAUAUAUAUAUCUGUUUAUAGUUAUCGUAUACAUUAAAACCAUUUGUAUUUGUACAAAACCAA